Molecule: messenger RNA, 459 nt
Organism: Metopolophium dirhodum (rose-grain aphid)
Lineage: Eukaryota; Metazoa; Arthropoda; Insecta; Hemiptera; Aphididae
Exons: 2
Coding region: 1-459 (152 amino acids)
Source: RefSeq, a predicted model, not a curated record
AUGUCUUAUACUAAUAAUAAAUAUAAAAUCAAAGGUAUCGUUAAAAAUUUAGAGUGCUUGGAAGAAAGAAACUUCACCAACGAUCAAUGCUUGGCAGAACAGUAUAAAUUGAUUGAAUGUCUUCAGAAAGAAUACUUUUUGGCCAAAGAACAAGGGAAUGAGGUUACUGAAGCUAAUUUAGCAAAUAAAGACAAAAAACUUCAAGAUAUGAUUAAGAAACGUAACUUACAACAUAUUAUUGAUGAAAAUGAAGCAUUGGAUAUAAUGGCUAUAGACUAUGAAGAAACAAUCGUACAACAUUUGCAAUCUAUUGACAAUUUGAUGAAAAAAACAACUUGUGUUGAUGAUAUAAAUAAAGCGUUGACUAGCACAAAAGUUGAACUGACUGCGGUACUACGGCAGCAGAUAUUGAAAAAUAACACUGAUAAAAUAGGUAGACUUGGCAUAUAUUAUAAUUAA